Molecule: messenger RNA, 1443 nt
Organism: Anopheles bellator
Lineage: Eukaryota; Metazoa; Arthropoda; Insecta; Diptera; Culicidae
Product: fatty acyl-CoA reductase wat-like
Exons: 6
Coding region: 1-1443 (480 amino acids)
Biological process (GO): long-chain fatty-acyl-CoA metabolic process
Cellular component (GO): peroxisome
Molecular function (GO): alcohol-forming very long-chain fatty acyl-CoA reductase (NADP+) activity
Source: RefSeq, a predicted model, not a curated record
AUGGGUGACUACGGUGCCGAUGGCGUCACGGAGCUCUACCGGGACUCCUGCGUGCUGAUCACCGGUGGCACCGGUUUCAUCGGCAAAGUGUUGCUAGAGAAGCUGCUCCGGUGCUUCGAAGUGCGCAAGGUGUUUCUGAUGAUGCGGCCGAAGCGGAACAAGGGCGUGGUGGAACGGUUCCAGGAGCUGCUCGACGAUGCGAUUUUCGCCAACCUCAGAACGUUGCCCCACAACGGAAAGGAUACACUGCAGAAGGUGGUUCCCAUUGAAGUGGACUUCCAGUCGGAUGCCGUCAUCUCACCGGAGAGCCACCGGCUGCUUGCUGGAGAAGUUCAGAUCGUGUUCAACGUGAUGGCGUCGGUAAAGUUCAACGAAGACAUCGAGACGGCUCUGGACACUAAUGUGCUGUCAUCGCGCAAACUGUUCCAUCUGGUGGAACCGUUCGACGCCCUGCGCUCGAUCGUCCACGUCUCCACGUUCUACUCCAACUGUCACCGGGCGCACAUCGAGGAGCGCAUCUACGAGGAUCUCCCGUUCGGCGGGUUCGAGAACCUGCUCAACAUCCUGCGGUUUCUGAGUGCCGACGAGAAGAACCACCUCAAGCCACUGGUGCUCGGGUCGAUGCCAAACAGUUACACCUUCAGCAAGCGGUGCGCCGAGGUAAUGAUUCGCCAGCAGUUCCAACACCUACCGCUCGCGGUCUUUCGGCCCCCGAUCGUGUCGUCCGCCUACCGGGAACCGUUCCCCGGCUGGGUGGACAAUUUUAAUGGCGCGGCCGGCAUGGCGGUUCCCAUUACGCGCGGUCACAUCUACUGGAUGCGUGGGGAGAAGGAUGCCACCACCGACAUGGUGCCGGUGGACUACUGCGUCAACGCCCUGCUGGCCGUCGGUUGGGAUAAUGCUACGCGCGAUCGGAAGCCUGCCAAGGAGCCGGUUCCGGUGUACAACUACGUCUUCCAGAAGAACCCGAUCCGCAACGGAGACAUUGGCGAGCUGGUGGCCCUCGGUUUGGAUUCACGUCUCAUGCGGAUACUGGGCCGUUACUUUCUGCGAGUGACGUCAUCGGUGUGGGUCCGGCGCCUGCUGAUCGGGUGGCUCCUGUUUCAGGCAACGAUCGUCGAUCUUGUCGGGAUGGCGCUCGGAAGGAGCAAAAAGAACUACACGUUCGUGAAACGCGUGGUGGCCCUCGACGACUCCACCAGCUACUUUCGGUGCCGAUCGUGGACCGCGGACAACGCCAACAUUCGUCGCCUCUGGGACCGGCUGCCGGCGGACACGAAACGGCUGCUGCCGUUCAACGUGGAGUCGAUCGACUGGAGGGACUACUUUCGAUUUUUCGCUCAAGGCGUAUCGGCCGCCGUGCAUCGGUUAACACUUAAACGGUGCGAAUCUUUGCGCGUGUCGAAGCGUACCAAGACAAUGGAAGCGAUCGAUGGAUGCUAA